Molecule: messenger RNA, 4910 nt
Organism: Etheostoma cragini (Arkansas darter)
Lineage: Eukaryota; Metazoa; Chordata; Actinopteri; Perciformes; Percidae
Gene: aldh16a1
Product: aldehyde dehydrogenase 16 family, member A1
Exons: 17
Coding region: 237-2624 (795 amino acids)
Molecular function (GO): oxidoreductase activity, acting on the aldehyde or oxo group of donors, NAD or NADP as acceptor
Source: RefSeq, a predicted model, not a curated record
CCGCGUAGCCCAGGAACUCUGCAAGUUCAUUUACAAGUCUCGAUUGGAGAGAAGCUAGCACGUUGCAUUAGACGUGAAGUGGGACCUCGUCUUCCUGCUAUCCGUUUCUCUUCUAUUUGCUGCAGGUACCGUUUUACAAGCUUCAAAUUAAACAUUGUUACCAUAGACGCCAUCCAGAGACGAAUACUAAGCCCAGGGGAGAUUCGCUUCCUCACUGACUCGUACAGUUAACUAUUAUGGCUGGUAGCACCAUCAAUACAGUGCCGAAUAUUUUUCAAAGCAUGGAGUACGGACCAGCUGCAACUCCCAGCACUGCCACUGCACAGGCCUGGUUGGAUAACCAUUCCCGCUCUCUGGGUCUGUUCUUCGAGGGCAAGUUUGUCUGUCCAGCAGACAGGCCGAGUCGCUCCCUUGCUGAUUCUAAAGGUGGUCAUGUGUGCAGCACAGUGUGCGCCGUGGAGGCAGAUGUUUCCCCGGCUGCCUCCUCUGCUGUUAGCGGCCACAAGGCCUGGAGCAGCCUGAGCUGCUACCAGAGGGCCAAAGUGCUGCUCAGGCUGGUGGGUGUCCUCGGGCAGCACGGCCAGUGUGUGUCAGAGCUGUGCGAGCUGUGUGAGGCGUCUUGCUCGCCCUCCGCCCUCGUCAGACUGCUGCAGUACUACAGCAGCUGGGCUCAGCUCAGAGACACGCUCAUCCCCAACUGGACACCGCUGGGUGUGGUGGCUGUAGUCGUCUCUGAAGACUGCUCUCUCUACUCCCUUAUGCUCAAAGUUCUACCAGCACUUGCCAUGGGCAACUCUGUCGUCGCUGUCCCUGGUCGGAGCAGCGCCCCUCCAGCACUCCUCUUGGCCCAGCUUUUCGUGGGAGCAGGUCUUCCCGCCGGGGCUCUUAAUGUCUUAACAGGAAGUGACAUGUCGCUGGGUGCCAAAGUGGCCCAGAACCCGAGUAUCAGCUACGUCACCUACGGCGGCAGCAAGCAGGAUGGGGUGACGCUGUGUAAGGCCACAGCAGGGAUGGGCGUUCCUGUUUCUGUCUCCUGCAACGUAGGCGCUAGGUGUCCCUUUAUCAUCUUUGAGUCAGCCGACAUCGACAGCGCAGUGGAUGCAGUAAUAGAGGCUGCCUUCAAGAAGAAAAGAGAGGUCCACUGGGUGUUGUGCGUGCAGGAGAGCGUGCAGGACAGUGUUGUGGCCCGUCUCAGGCUCCGUAUGGCAGGGAUGAAGUGUGUGGCCCUCCACAGUGAGGGGGACAGGGUCCUGGUGGACACUGCAGUACAGGUCGCUCAGCAGCAAGGCGCCACGUUGGUUCAGUCCUGCGCUGCCCCCCCUUCUGGUGCUCAGUACCCUCCCACAGUGCUCUGCGGGGCGGCCCCCUCCUCUCCAUUUGUGGUCAGCCCUUCCCCCGGACCACUGCUACCACUCAUGCCAUUCAGAAGCAACACAGAGGCAGUAAGCCUGGGAAACCACAGUCCUCAUGGCCAGGCCGCCUCCAUCUGGACUGAAGACCUCACACUGGCUUUGGACACGGCAAAGAGCCUGUCAGUUGGCUCAGUGUGGGUGAACUCCCACUCGGUGUCUGACCCGUGUCUGCCUGUCUCUGGCCACAAAGACAGCGGGACAUGCACUGAUGGAGGACACGAGGGUCUGUACCAGUUUCUACGUCCAUCCUUUUCUUCAUCUCCUCUACCUCGCUCCUCCCCCGUCUCUAUGGACUACUCAAAGUUUGGAACAGCGGCAUCCCCCGCUAUCAUUCCUGAUGACUCAGACGUUGCCAGCGCUCCGAAGCCCUACCUGCAGUUUGUCGGCGGCAAGUCCUGUAAAUCAGUGUCUGGCUGCAGUGUGGCUGUGAAGUCACCAGGGGACGGCAGUGUGUUAGCCUAUUGUCCAGAUGGAGGCCGGAAGGACGUUCGUAAUGCAGUGGAGGCUGCUAUCAAAGUCCAGCCUGGAUGGAUGAAAAAGAGUCCGUCCGCACGCGCUCAGUCACUCUACUCUCUGACCAAGGGACUGGAGGCAAAGAGGCGGGACAUUGCAGCACAAGUCAGUGUUCAGACCGGCCUCUCAUUGGACGAGGCUGACACGGAGGUGGAGCUCAGCAUCGCCAGGCUCAGUGACUGGGCGGCUUACUGUGACAAAAUCCAAGGAGGAACUCCGCCUAUGCCAGAGUCUGGCUCUGCUCUCUCCCUCCCCGAAGCCCUGGGAGUCGUGGGACUCGUCCUCCCCGACAAGAAUCCCCUCCUCUCCAUGGUAACACUACUUGGGGCAGCAAUUGCCAAUGGCAACGCUGUCGUCAUGGUCCCCAGUCAGAAGUAUCCGCUCCCUGCCUUGGCAUUCAUUCAGGUGCUCCAAGCUUCAGACCUGCCAGCAGGAUUGGUCAGUGUCAUCACAGGGAGUAGGGACGAGCUGACAGCGGCUCUGGCUAAUCACAGUGUCAUCAAGGCCAUCUGGUAUUGGGGCAGUGCUGAGGGCUGCCAGUUCCUCCAGUACACCUGCACCAGCCCUCUGAAAAUCCUGCGUCUGUCCUGUCAAAAGGAAGAUGACGGGAAGGACUGGACUAAGUGUCAUCCCUCGCUCCUGGAAGAGAUGUGGAGAAAUGCCAUCCAGUGGAAGAGUGUGUGGAUUCCUACUGCAUAAAAGAAACCAAAAGGGAGAAUGUAAGAAGAAGGUGACAGAAAAGAUGGAGGGGCGCAGAGUUGCAGAUGUGUGUCUGUGGGGUAAAACUAUAGGAUGUAGAUUUAAAAUGAAGGAUAAAAAAGAAUAACCAUAACCAUGUAAAUCAUAAGAUGACAUGACAUGAAAUUAACAUACAACAAAUACCCCUAGUAAUUGACCCACCCGCCUUAAUUGCUGCCACAGCACAAAUGCAGUUUACUAUGAAAACAGUGGCAGAUUUACUACUCAAAAUUAUUUUUGUAAUUUUCAAAACCAUGAUUCAGAGGCAGGCAAAAGCCGGAUUCUCAUUUCUAGAUGGUGACUGUUGAUUUUCUGUCUGUUUAACUGUCACUUGCAAGUUUUUUCAGCUGCAGCUAAUUAGGGGGUUCUGCAAAUUCUUGCCAAGUAGGAGUGCUCCUUUUUCCACUGUUUUCCACAAUGUAUUAUUCUUUUUUUUGUGGGAGACUGUAAGUGAUUUAUUUCAACAUAUGACAGUAUUUCGGAUCAGAAGUUAACCGUCCUAUAUAAUCUAAAAAAUGUGGCCCCAUGCUGCCGGCUCAGGAAACAAAAUUUACCUGACAUGAAUAAAGGCAAAAGAAAAGGAGGUAACACAAAUCCUAAAACCAAGGAAAUGUUAAUAUUAUUAUAUGCAGUACAGUCAUAAGUUUUUCCUGUAUUUUCAAUAUCUUUGGGGUUUUAUCAGCUCCAAGAUAAUUUGAAAUGAAGACCGAUUGAAGUUAAAAUAUGAAACGUUCUGUUAUGUUUUAAAAUAUAGUUAAACAAAAUGCAUAUAAAGGUAAAUUUUCCCUUUUUAAAAUAAUCCAAAUGGACCUUUAACUCUAAUCAGUAUCCUGUUAAACAAAAGUUUAAAAAAUCAUUGGCUUUAUUAACAUAAUGAACGACCAUGUUGGAAUGAACAAAGUUACAUUCAGGAAGAGAAGGAAGUAAAGGCCAGCGGUCAGACAACAAUGGUUGAUUUAGCAGGUUAUUAGUAACUAGAGUUAAAAAAAACAAGGAAGAUUAAGUGUAUUAACAUGUUCAAUUUUCAGUUUAUGGCAGGAGAAGCCACAGAAACUAGGUCGGAGUUUGGUUAAAAAAAAAAAAAAAAAAAAAAAACAGACUGGAUUUUACCAGAUUGCACUGAAUGCUUACUUUGAAGGUCACAAGUUGGCUGGCAGUGUUGCUGGUGUGUUAACAUUGCAUAAAAAUGACCACCAAUAAUACUUGCUCUUAGGAUCAAUUCAUUGUUGGUUUUGGUGUUUUGACAGGAUGUGUUGAUGAUAAUAAUGAAAAGAUUAGAUAAUGCGAGCCUUACCCAAACUUUCUCAGCCAUGCGUUGGAGCUGGAGCUGACAUUCCUGCCUGUUGUGCCAAUUUUCCUCAAGUAUAGGUCCGACAAUACACCACAACAACAUUACAAAAUGGCUGCUGUGAAGUAGAGCUAGAGCUAGGCAUGUUAUAUCCUUAAGAAAAAAUAUCACGGUUUCAUGGUAUUACGGUAUUGCAAUUACAGCUUUUAAAAUGUACUAUUUUGAAAUGUCUGGGUAAAAAAGAACGCUUUUCCUCCCAUUAAAUAAAAUUUAUUAUAUGGUUAAACACACUGCACACUGUCAGGGAGAGAGAUUUCUAAACUGCACUGUCUGUCCUUGACAACUCAUAAAAGAAACCUCGUACCACAGGAACGGUAUGACGGAAAUGUUUAGUGGUUAUGAAACACCAUGACUUUUUCAAUCUGCGGUUUACCUUGAAACCGGUACCCGGCACAUGCCUAGCUUAUAGCACGGGCCCUUCUUUAAGCGAGAGGCUAUUUCUGCAAUCAUGAACACAAAGCCUUAUGACUUUCUACCUCUAUCUUCUGCUAUUCUCCUUUUUUUCCUAUUAGUCAUCAUACCUCACAUAGCUGUUUUUGUUUCAUCCAGGCAGACAUGCAGGUAACAGAGCUCACUCUAGUAGUUUUUUUUUUUUCUUUUUUUUUUUUUACAACAAAUGUUCCCAUUUUUUUAAGUCUACAACCUGAAAACUCAUCUGCCUUAGAGUUCUCUCAAUGACUCAGCAAAAAAGAACAUGUACUGUAUAUCUUUAUUACUGUACAAUAACACUGUACCCUUUUAGCCACACUUGGCGCAAACAUUCCCAGUGGAAUCUAGUUUGUUUCCAUGUCCAAGUUCACAUUGUCAAAAGAAAUUAUAAAUCUGUAUGGGUUUCCAGAGAAUGACACAGUGGGUCUCACUGUGUGAAAGCCAUAAAUAAAAGAAGAUAUCCCAGUGAA